CAUAUCAUUUGACAAGGAUGGAAUUUUGGCGAAUCAUAAGUACUUCUUGGCUUCAAUGAACAUUACGGGAAUCAGCACAUGUGAUAUUUUACCUUUUACCCAGUCUGAAACACUGACAAUAACAGACGCAACAUAUGAAGUAACGACAGAUACAACACAUGAAGCAACUCCCACGACACCUGCAGUAACGCUAAACACAACUAAAGAACAGAUAACGGUGAAUACAACAACAAAAAGUACAACCGAAAGUUCUACCGUUUCCAGUUCUAUAAUCAAGUUAAAAGAUGAAAGACCUGAUUAUACAUGGAUAGCUUAUGUAGUGGUGGGUGCUUUACUUCUCCCAUUGGCUGUUGUAUCCAUUGUCAAUUGCAUACGUGUAAGGCGAGAUGACACGCAAGAAAAAGAAACGCUAGAUAAAGCGUAAACAUAACUAGUGUUAUGUGAUCCAAAAAGAUGUAUUUAUCUGAGUGUCUUAUUUUAUUGUAUUCUUUUGUGCAUAAACUUUUAUACAAUAUCACAUAGGUAUUUAUGGUUAUUAAAAUUUAUUAUUAUGUA
Messenger RNA from Mytilus trossulus (common blue mussel), 555 nucleotides. RefSeq lists its product as uncharacterized. The record is from RefSeq and is a predicted model, not a curated record. The coding region runs from base 56 to 424 and encodes 122 amino acids. The transcript is spliced from 5 exons. NCBI's taxonomy places the organism in Eukaryota, Metazoa, Mollusca, Bivalvia, Mytilida, Mytilidae.